AUACUAAAAUCGCGUCUAAUCUUUGCUCUUCAAUAUGUCACGGCGGUGAAGACGGUUUGACAAUGAAGUAUUAUUUUAACGGUCAUUCUAAUUAUUUUAUUUAUUUUUAAAAAAUAUAUGUGAAAUGGCAAGAUCUAAGAAGGCUCCUGAAAAAUCAAACAGCACCGCACCGCAUAAUUCAAUAGUUCGAAAAAGACGCCGUAAAAAUGCAUGGUUAAGAGAAAUAAAAAAAUUACAAAGAUCCACGAAAUUGCUUAUUCCGAAGGCCGCUUUCUGCAGAGUUGUUAAAGAAACACUACAAAUAUUAGGAGCAAAUGACAUAAGAUUUUCAGUAACAGCUAUUGAGGCUUUACAUGAAUCUGUUGAAAUCUAUAUGACACAAUUCUUCGAAGACUCUUUUUUAUGCACUGCUCACCGAAGCAGAGUUACUUUGAUGCCCAUUGACAUGCAAUUGUGCAGACGUCUUCGAGGAUUAGGAGAUGUUAUAAAUUAGUUUUAAGAAAUGAGAGAUGCUAUUUUUAACAAUUUGUAUAUGUUAUUAUUAAUUUUAUACUUCUUGGUUCCAUCGAAGAGUUAAACUGUAACUUUUAUAAAAGUGUAUUAAAUAAAAUCAAACUUGUUU
Ctenocephalides felis (cat flea) is the source of this 622-nucleotide messenger RNA. Its product is annotated as histone H3.3-like. Bases 125 to 493 code for a protein of 122 amino acids. The transcript has a single exon. The record is from RefSeq and is a predicted model, not a curated record. NCBI's taxonomy places the organism in Eukaryota, Metazoa, Arthropoda, Insecta, Siphonaptera, Pulicidae. Gene Ontology annotation, cellular component: nucleosome. Gene Ontology annotation, molecular function: DNA binding; protein heterodimerization activity; structural constituent of chromatin.